AAAGGGUCGGCAGUGACUGUGUUUCAUAACUUUUUGCCGUUGUGGGGGGUGAACGAGUUUUAACACACGCUGGUCGACUCGUCCUUAACCGGCACAGCUUAGUAUGAAUCCAUCCGCGUUUGAUAGAGACGAUCCAUGGCAAAACGAGGACGAUGUGGUCAGAGGGACAAAUGAUGACGCUACCAUUAGCAGAAUGUCCGCUGCCUCCCUCGGUUAUAUUGACGAUCCAUAUGUGCAAUUUUUCGUAAAAAAGCCAAUAAGGCGGCCACCUAUCAUCAAUAGAGGUUCGUACAUUCGAUACCAGGCACUCAAUCACGUUGUACAACGAUUCCUACAGAGCGGUGAUGCAUCCUCAAAAAAGCAAAUUGUGUCUUUGGGAGCCGGAUUUGAUACCCGAUAUUUUCUUCUGAAGGCAGGAAAAAUCCCAGCUUCGGGUGUUAAUUUUAAAUAUUUCGAAAUUGAUUUCCCGGAAAUGAUUGCAAAGAAGGCAUCUAUCAUUCGGCGAAGAACAGAACUAGCCACAAUGUUGGACUCGCCCACCGUAGAGCGUGGUGGCAUGGAACUUGGUUCUGCAGACUAUGCUCUUAUUGGUGGCGAUUUGCGUCACUGGGACAACAUCGCAGAUAGACUAGCAUACCAUGGUUUUCAACCAGAGUAAGUACAGGUUGGUUGGCAUGACAUGGAAACGUUCGCGAUUUAAUCAGUUACCAGCGCUCCGACUCUAUUCAUCUCCGAAUGUGUACUCAUCUAUCUCGCACCAGAGGAUUCUCAAAUUAUCUUGAAAUGGAUAACCGACAAUACCCAAUCGUGUUUAUUUCUUUUGUAUGAACAAAUUUUACCCGAUGAUGCUUUUGGAAAGGUCAUGAUCCGUAACCUCAAGCUUCGCAAUAUCGAGUUGAAAGGUAUCCACGCUU
Messenger RNA from Umbelopsis ramanniana AG, 914 nucleotides. RefSeq lists its product as uncharacterized. Lineage: Eukaryota; Fungi; Mucoromycota; Umbelopsidomycetes; Umbelopsidales; Umbelopsidaceae. The record is from RefSeq and is a predicted model, not a curated record. Gene Ontology annotation, molecular function: protein C-terminal leucine carboxyl O-methyltransferase activity. Gene Ontology annotation, biological process: C-terminal protein methylation. The coding region runs from base 104 to 658 and encodes 184 amino acids. The transcript has 6 exons.